AUUGCAGGCCCACUUCCGGCUUCCAGUUUGACUUAAAGUCACUAGGAAUAGCUACUGUACCAUUUAUGAUAUGGCCACCCAGUAUUUAUGAUAUGGCUACACACAAUCCGUGCUGAUAGUAGAAAUUCCUGUGAUGCCAUUCUCAGGAUUUUCAUCCCAAAUUUGCCUUGAAGAAAACAUGUCUCAAAAGCAGUUGAAAGAAGCUUUCAUCAGUAACCUCAAUGGAACUAGUGUGCUGGAAAUCACCCAGGGCUUAUGCUUACCUGCAUUCUGUAUCCUGUGCAGAGGGCUCCUGAUCAUUUCCUUACAGCACUUGAGUUCUUUUUCACAUAACUGGAGAACUCGAUUCUUCGUUGAUUUUGUUGUCCUAGUCAUUCCCCUUGUGACUGCUUUGACCAUUUUAUCUUCAUUUAUCUUCUUUGAGCUUCUCAUUGUAAUUAUGUGCGGGGCAGGGCUGGUCUAUCAAAUAUACCAAAGGAGAACUUGCUAUGCUAGAGUGCCUGUCCAGAAAAUCCUUGAAAAAUUCUUGCAAGUCAGUCUGGAAUCAGAAUACAAUCCAACCAUCUCUAAUUACCGUGUAUCCAACAGUGUAUUUGUCGCUAUUGCCAUUUUGGCUGUGGACUUCCCACUUUUCCCCAGAAGAUUUGCUAAAACUGAGCUCUAUGGGACCGGGGCAAUGGAUUUUGGAGUAGGAGGCUUGGUUUUUGGGAGUGCAAUGGUUUGUCCAGAGAUCAGAAGGAGAAAACAUAGGGAGGGAUUUGGAUUUCAUCUUUUAAAAUCGUUGUACUCUGUUUGGCCAUUAAUCAUCCUAGGACUAGGACGACUAAUUACUAUAAAAUCCAUAGAAUAUCAGGAACAUUUAACUGAGUAUGGAGUACACUGGAACUUUUUCUUCACAUUAAUUGUUGUAAAACUGGUAACAACAGUGCUUUUGAUUGUGUUCCCCUUAAAUAAAUCCUGGAUCGUGGCAAUCAGCAUUAUUGUAUUAUACCAGCUAACCCUUGACUUAACCCCACUGAAGAGGUUCAUUUUGUAUGGCUCUGAUGGCAGUGGCACAAGGGUUGGCUUAUUAAAUGCUAACCGAGAAGGAAUAGCCUCUACUUUGGGAUAUGUGGCAAUUCACAUGGCUGGUGUGCAAACAGGAUUGUAUGUAUUUAGGAACAGGAUACAUAUCAAAGACUGGAUAAAAGUAGCAUGUUGUCUUCUACUAGUAAGUAUUAGCCUCCUCACAUCCCUCUACAUAGUUCAAGUAAAGGUAGAAGCGGUAUCUCGAAGAAUGGCCAAUUUAGCCUUUUGUAUGUGGAUAGUUGCUUCUAGCCUCAUCUUUCUUAGUUGUUUAUUACUGACUGAUAUAAUUUUGAGUUUUGCCAAAUUUCUGAUUAAAGGGGCUCUAGUACCAUGUUCUUGGAAACUUAUCCAGUCACCUGGUACAAAUAAAAAGCAUUCUGAUUUUCUAGUCCCCAAAGCUGAAAGAGAAGAACUCAGUCCUUGUUUAAUCACAGCUCUAAACAGAAACCAGCUAAUGUUUUUCUUGCUGUCAAAUAUAACAACUGGCCUGAUCAACCUAAUGGUAGAUACAUUACACAGCAGUACCUUGUGGGCAUUAUUUGUGCUUCAUGUCUAUAUGUUUACCAACUGUUUAAUUAUAUACAUACUUUAUUUACAAGGUAAAACUGUGAAGUUUUGGUGAUUAAUAAGGGUAGGGCAUACUUUGAGCAACAUAUUAAUGGGGAAGAAUAAAUGUGACAAAAAGAGACUUUCAGAAACAAAGUCUUUACAUACUGUUGUAACACUGAAAUUCCAGCCAGGCAUGGUGGCACAUGCCUAUAAUCCCAGCACUUAGGAGGCUAAGGCAGGAGGAUCACUGAGAGUUCAAGGCCUGCAUGUCUUAGAUAGCGAGAGGGUAUCUAAAACACAAAAAAUCUGAAGUUCCAGUCCUCUAAUAGCAAUGAUGUCUGUCUCUUUUCUUUUUUUCCUUCUUUCUCUUUCUUUGAAGUAGGAGGGGUCUUGUAAGUUUGCCCAGGUAGGUCAUCUUGCCUCAGCUUCCUGAGCAUUGGGAAUUACAGCCAUGUGUCACUGGACCUGCCUGCUUAUUUUAAUGUUUCUCAGCAUUACACACAAUCAACAGAAAGUAAAUUAAAGCCUUGUAACUUGUAAAGCUUUGUUAAUUGCCAGUAUUUUAAGGGAUACUUCAGAGUUUUGACACUGGAUUAUGGGAAAGUUGGGAUUUUUACUAUCUUAACAUCACCUUAUGUCAUUUUGUAUUUCUUGUUGUAUUUUAUAAUGUUUACAUUAAAUGGAAUGUUACAUGAAGACA
This is a messenger RNA of Cavia porcellus (domestic guinea pig), 2317 nucleotides long. RefSeq names its product phosphatidylinositol glycan anchor biosynthesis class W (gene Pigw). Gene Ontology annotation, molecular function: glucosaminyl-phosphatidylinositol O-acyltransferase activity. Bases 134 to 1690 code for a protein of 518 amino acids. The record is from RefSeq and is a predicted model, not a curated record. Lineage: Eukaryota; Metazoa; Chordata; Mammalia; Rodentia; Caviidae. Gene Ontology annotation, biological process: GPI anchor biosynthetic process; protein localization to plasma membrane. Gene Ontology annotation, cellular component: endoplasmic reticulum; membrane. The transcript is spliced from 2 exons.